Messenger RNA from Styela clava, 1417 nucleotides. The record is from RefSeq and is a predicted model, not a curated record. NCBI's taxonomy places the organism in Eukaryota, Metazoa, Chordata, Ascidiacea, Stolidobranchia, Styelidae.
AAUUGUGAGGUGUGUUCGAACGGCAAUCCACAUAUUUUACUCAAAUAUUUUGACUCGGCGAUAAAAUAUUGAAACGCGAAUCCAGGUUCUUUGCGCUAUAGUCAUAUGCUUGAUUCUGUUUUUCUGUUCCUGUCCCAUGCGCGAGGGAGAAGGCGUUUGCACUGGCUUUAUGUGCUGUUUUUAAUGACAUUGCAAGCAGACAAUAAUUUUGUACACUCAAUUCAAUCAUUGUUCUCUUAUUGUAGCAAAGUGUUGCUGUAGUGAGAAUAUCCAUUAAUCAGUGCUAUAGAUUGAAAAUGAAUAUUGCGUCACUGAUUAUGGCGGUGCUCGGAGUCUGUGCAUGCUCGGAUGCGCUGAAUUGCAUUCGGUGUCAAAAAGCAACAUGUCCGGAUAUCACUUGCUCUGGAUCCAAAAUACCUGACGAAUGCGGAUGUUGUGACGUUUGUGCAAAACAAGAAAAUGAGUCUUGCGGUGGCCCCUGGGACAGUGCUGGUAUCUGUGAUACAGGACUUGCUUGUGUGACCACAGAAACCGAAGUGUCCUCAUCAAAUAAACCGACUCGAUUACUAGUCCUUGCAAUGCCUUUUGACCAGUCAACUGGAAAAUGCAAAACUUCAUACAGAGACUGCAAUGAGGUCUGUGAUAAUACAACUACAAUAACAAACCAACCAACGGGAUUCACUUUUUACGGAAGAGAAGCAAUGUUUAUUGAUGAAAAUACUGGACGCGGAUUUCGAGCUUAUUGUGAUUGUAGCUCAGGGAAAAAUAGGGCGUGGACUGUAAUUCAACGGCGAAGUAGCAACAAAGUCAGCUUCGAUAAAACGUGGGAAGAAUACGAAAAGGGCUUUGGAACCCCACUGGAAGACUAUUGGUUAGGUUUGCAUAGACUUCAUACUAUGACCGAUAAACAGCCAUAUGAAAUGAAAAUUAAUAUCCGAUUCAAAAAGUCUUACAAAACUACAGCAAAUUUUGGCUUAACAGCUAUACUCUACCAUUCUAGAAUUGUGAUUAUUGGAAGUCGUGAAACCUCAUACCAGAUGAUUCUUGGACUGAACACCGGAAAACUGAGUAAUGCAUUCAUGAGAGUUCACAACGGGAUGAAAUUUUCAACAAAAGACAACGACAACGAUAAUUGGUCGGGAGGAAAUUGCGCCAAAUGGUUUGGAGGAGGUUGGUGGUUCAACAGCUGCACCGAACAGAAUCUUAAUGGAGUAUACUAUCCUAAUUCUCCAGGUCCCGAUAGAAUAACAUGGGGUGGAGAUACAUCGCCAGAUAUCGAGAUGAUUGAAAUGAAAAUCAGGCCGUUGGUUUAUUAACACUACACUUGAGUAUAUAUAUUAUAGUGUAAUUAUGAUGAUGCAAUAAAGUAUAAUACAAAAAUUGUAAGGCUAACAAAUAAAAUCAAAGAAGGUUUUUA